Penicillium hordei is the source of this 930-nucleotide messenger RNA. RefSeq lists its product as uncharacterized. The record is from RefSeq and is a predicted model, not a curated record. The transcript is spliced from 2 exons. Lineage: Eukaryota; Fungi; Ascomycota; Eurotiomycetes; Eurotiales; Aspergillaceae. Bases 1 to 930 code for a protein of 309 amino acids.
AUGAUUACUCAGAGACCUCCCAUCCAAAUCCAGCAGUCUGACCUCUUGACACAUGCCAUUCCGACCUGGGAAAAGAAUGGGGGGUCGCUCCGACAAGAAGUUGACGAGCUUUGGCGGAUCUUGAUAGCGGCAACAUCAGCCGACAUAUCAUGGAAGAGGAUUUGCAUAUUCGAUGCACUUGAUGAAUGUCGUGAAACGGAUCAGCGCCGAUUAAUAGAAAAGCUCCAAGCGUUUCAUCGCCAGCCAUCUUCAUCGACAGAGGAAACCACAAACACGCAGAAAGGAACAAGGAUCGACGAACCGGAAAACCUUGAACCAACGACCGCAGUCCGGAUUAGAAUACGUGUACGAGUGGAAAACGAACACACCCACGCAGCCCCGGUAUCCCUGGAAUCGACCAACACCGGAACCAGCAGCGGACGGGUGACAACCAAAGAGAUUCAGCAUAUUAUCGAACACCUGCAACACACUAUCGACGAGCAAACCACCCUCAUACAAGCCACUCGGGCCGAACUGAGAGGAGUGAGACAUAGCCAGAAUGAGCUCCAAGCUCAGAACGAGAAGUUACAGGGGGAAGUUCAGGCACUACGGACGCAGUUAAACGAGCUGAACGCACCAUCUCCAGCACGCUCCUGGGCGGCCGUUGCAUUCGGUAGAGACAAACUACAACCCCAGGAGAACCACCGACAGAACGACAAAGACAAGAACUGCGUCCGCAUCAGCACCGGACAGUCUCUCACCGAAUCACCGGAGAAAGAGCCGAGGCUGCGCGGUCAACUUCGGAUAUCGUGGUAUACUCGGACGCCUCGGGACGACAAGGUCAUCUGGGCGUCGCAGCCGCCAUGCUCAACGAAUCACUGGAAACAACAGACAGCAUACGAAUUCGGGUCGGACCCAUGGACCGAUGGUCCGUACACGCCGCCGAGCUGA